Cladophialophora bantiana CBS 173.52 is the source of this 1380-nucleotide messenger RNA. RefSeq lists its product as uncharacterized. The record is from RefSeq and is a predicted model, not a curated record. Bases 1 to 1380 code for a protein of 459 amino acids. The transcript is spliced from 2 exons. NCBI's taxonomy places the organism in Eukaryota, Fungi, Ascomycota, Eurotiomycetes, Chaetothyriales, Herpotrichiellaceae.
AUGGACGACAGAAUCAUUUCGCCCGACGGAGAACUAACAGCCUUGCUCCAGCAGGAUGAGUAUGUUCCCGACGGCGAGGAAGAACAGACCGAGAAUGAAGAUCUUCGACAAAUGGUUCAGCAACUUUUGAACCCGGACAGCGAUCUCGCCCAGCGCGUAGAGGAGAUCGUUAUAGGAACAUGCGCGAAGCGAGAAUAUGACCACCAAACCCAGCCCGACGAGAACGGUGUCGUCGAGAUCCUGCCCAAUGUACUGAAUUCUGCGGCACUCGAGGAAAUGCUCAAGAGCGUGAAGAAUCUUCGAACCUUCUCGUGGUGCAUUAACAUGCCAAUCCCACCGAAUAUCCUCACUCGUCUCAGAGAAUCAUGGCGCGACGUCCAUCUUCGAGUCCUCAAACGUCAAAUGUCCGACGACGCAAUCAAUCUCCCAGAAUUCGACUUCGGCUUUUUCACUUCAUUCCCACUUUCGCAGACUCACAUCGACAGAAACGACUUCGGCAGCAUAGUGUACUCCUCCCACAUGGACACAAGAUUCCUUCGUCUGCAACUUCUCGUGCCAUAUUCUCCUGCCAACGAAGGCCCAGCCAAGGCGGAGUGGAUGAAACGAAAGACCGACCUUGCGAUAUCUGUGAUUGGAUCCCUUUCAAAUCUCGGAUUGAUCUAUGCGACGGACUAUCAGGGAGAACUCCCCUUGCUCGUCCCGGCCAUAGUCGAGAACCACGCGUCAACAUUACAGAAGUUGAAACUGCACAGUAUCCCAGUCUUCACGUCGAGGCGACCAAAUGGGCUUUUAUAUCUGAACCCCGACCAAAUUCAUCUCAUGGCAACUCACUUGAGAUUGCUCACGCGUCUGGAAAUGGAUCUUUCCCCGUUUGAUACGACUGCGGGUGACCAUAUGCUCAUGCCAUUCACAUCACCCUCUCCGACCACUGCUGCGUUAUCAACCCUGGUCCGCUCUCUUCCAGCACUGCGGACAAUGAGACUCUGGAUCGAGGUUCCCGUCACCAAAUCAGUCUUUCAAGACGAUGGGUCGUCAGGAACGCGCCCUCCGCCAUUGAAGGAGGAUAAGCUGUGCCAGACCGUUGCGAAUUUGUAUGCGCUGUUGAUGAAGGAUUCAGAAUUGACGAAAUCGUCGAGAACGUUGGAAUGUUUAGAGGUGGCUUUCACAAGGUUAGAUUCGUGGGAUCGACAGGGAGCUUACCCAAGGUUCUUGACCGUUAGAUUGCUUCCUUCGGACGCCGGUAUCGAUGCUCGGAAAGGAGAUGGUGCAGAAAAUACUUGGGUGGGAGGGUUUACCAUUGAGAUCGGAGAAUGGCAGGACGACUAUGCGGAGGAAGACAUUGAGGGUUUCAUUGGUUACGCCGUUGGAUUCAUCCAUUAG